Phytophthora sojae is the source of this 2463-nucleotide messenger RNA. RefSeq lists its product as hypothetical. Lineage: Eukaryota; Oomycota; Peronosporomycetes; Peronosporales; Peronosporaceae. The record is from RefSeq and is a predicted model, not a curated record. Bases 1 to 2463 code for a protein of 820 amino acids. The transcript is spliced from 4 exons.
AUGAGCAGUGACCCAGCCAGCGAUGCAGCGGAAGAAAAACAAAUUGCCGAUCUCGUGCUUGGAACGGACGACGUCGGUGUUGUUCAUGAGGAGCAUCAUAAUUAUCGGCAUCGGCGUGAUCGCGAAUGCAACAAAGUAGAACCACCAACGGAAUCUGUCGGAGAAACACCGCCACGGCGCUCCUCACUGCAGACAUCAGCCGUUCCACGACCAUCAGUGACUGAACUCGUCUUCACAGAGGCUGCCACAUUUAACGAUGUAUUUGGGUUCUUGGGAGCGCCUAUGAUUAUCGUGUUUGUGCUUUCGGCUGUCUGGACGUUCACGCUAGCCUACAUCCAAGUGCAUCCCACCGAGAUGGCCAACUCAAUCAUGAAUACGACACACUUCGACAACGGCGAGUUCUGGCAGCUCCCUCGUCCAGACGAAUCAAUUGUGAUUUCGUCCGCAGUCAUGCUCUCGCUAUUUGGAAUCGGCUACACGGGGCUAGUGGUGCUGAUGGUUUUCUUUUAUCGCGCUUUCAAUGUCAAGAAGUCAGGCUCAGAAGAACGAUACCCAGUCAAUGGGAGGAACACCUUCGCCAGCGUCGGCGAAAUCGCCGUUGGAGUUGAAGAAGCUGGUGCGAAAAGGAGCACAUUGGAUACAUUAAUCGCGUGGAUGAGACACAAGUGCAACAUUCCGAAAGAUAUCCGCGACCACUACUAUACUGCGGUGCUGGAUCUUCCCAAGUUGAUCUUCCAGACAACAACACUCUUCACGUACCUCAGUUUGGGAUUUCCGAUCCCCGUUGCUUACUUGUACUCCAUUCUUCUUCUAUGCAACUGGUUCGUGGCCUGCUACCGGUCCCAGCGUUACGUGGUGGACCCCAAUUUGAUUAUCGCUCGGCUUUACUACACCUACGACCUCUUCUUUGCCGUGUUCGCACCGCUGGUGGUGCUAGUGUAUUUCAUCCUGACAUUUCAAUUCAACCGCGCCGAGUUCGCGACCAAGAUGGAGACAAUCCAGGGCGGAUCCUUCGACACCGUCGCUCGGCUCUUCGGAGACCCAUCACAGAUCUCGAGUUUCUGCAAUGCGUUCCACUACUUGCAGUUCUCGUCGGGGUCGUCGCUGUUCUUCAAGUCUGCGCUCAACUUGAUAUCGCUGUACAAAUGGCGCAAGAUCAUCAUGACGCUGAUCCACAACCACCACGAGCGCCGAGUCGAGCGAGAGCGCAAGGCGCAGGUGCAGCCGCUACCAGACGAGAGCAAGCCGCGAGGACGAGCGCAAAGCAUCAAAGCUGUUGUGGUCAAGAAGCUCGAGGCGUCAACGUGGAAGCCAAAAAUGGGGAGGCAUUUCGCCGCGAAGGUCCUGUUGGCGUUGAUCUUUUUCGUCACGGGCUCUGCGAUUUUCGUGUAUUCGAUUGGAUCGGUGCAAUCGAGUAAAGCUGUGUGCAGCAAGUUCGACAAGUGCGUUGUGGCAAGCCAUCGGUGGAAUUAUGGCGCAGAUCACUGUCCGUGCCUGGUAUUCGCCGACCGACAAACUGCGCCUCGUACAUUUGCAGAGUGGACAGAUCCUGUCGAUAUUAGCUCGAAUCUUGCCGAGUUAGCCUACGCGGGCGAGUUGCGUAUCGUCCAGAUCAUCAACCGCGCCGUACCAGAACUACCAGAGGAGCUACGAAAAUGCCAUAAUCUUGAGCAGCUGAUUUUGAUCUACACGAAGACGUUGCGACUUCCCGAGUGGAUGUCGGAGCUAUCCGAGCUGGAGUAUCUUCAUUUCGAGGGCGACUACACCAGCAAGAGACUGCAAGUGGUGCCCGCAGGGAUCUUCGACCACAUGCCGCACCUGACUUUCAUCCACUUUGGCGGCAUCCCGGACGUGGAGGAGCUCCCGUCUUUCUCUUCGCUCAAAAACCUUCGGUAUCUGGCGCUGGCCAUUCUGAACUCGCUCAAAGAGAUGCCGAGCUUUGAAGGCCUCUCGAAGCUGGCGGAUUUGAACAUCGUGGAAGCGACGCGGAUCAAGACGCUUGCGUCGCUGACCCCUCUCGUGAGUCUGAAAUCGCUCGGGAUCCGCUAUCGAACGGGAGUAUGCUGCAAUGGGUUUAUCACGGGAACGUGUGACACCACCUCGUUCCAGUGCUUGCCCAAAGCUGGCGAGCCGUACCCCAUGACGUGCGUGAGCGAGCGGGUGUCCGACGCGGACAAAGCGAUCCUGGACCAAUACGACGCGACGGCGAUCUGCCCGAACGGGUUUCCGUACGACUUGGAGGCAGCCGCUCCGACCAAGUACACGUCGGACGACCUGUGCGGCAGUACGCUGUACAAGGAGUGCUAUUUGAACGGGGUGCAGGGCAUCUGCUACAACACGCGUAUGAUGGUGAUUAGCUGCGUGACGCAAGCAGCCUACAUCACGAUGCGCCAGCUUCAGAUCGAGCGCAAGGUUGGGGAUGCUUGCGACGUGACAGUGGAGGCAUGGCUCGGUUGCAAUUAA